Molecule: messenger RNA, 1744 nt
Organism: Sphaeramia orbicularis (orbiculate cardinalfish)
Lineage: Eukaryota; Metazoa; Chordata; Actinopteri; Kurtiformes; Apogonidae
Gene: alkbh4
Product: alkB homolog 4, lysine demthylase
Exons: 3
Coding region: 20-835 (271 amino acids)
Biological process (GO): actomyosin structure organization; protein demethylation
Cellular component (GO): contractile ring; midbody
Molecular function (GO): oxidoreductase activity; demethylase activity; actin binding
Source: RefSeq, a predicted model, not a curated record
CACAUGAAGAAGAUGCGGUAUGACUGCAGCGAUGGUUUCGUGUGCUUGUAAGGGCAUUCGCCAUUGUCUUGUGUGUGAAACGUUGAAGGGAAAAGGGCAGAUAGAGGCGAAAGAACGAAAGGUUGUCCAUCAAUUCCUGUAUGAUCCGGAGUCAAAGUGUGCUGUUUGUAAAGAUGCAGAAGCCACAUCAUCCUUCGCUUUUCCUGGCAUCUUCCUGUGGGAGAAUUUUAUAUCAGAAGAGGAGGAGAAGGAGUUGAUAAGUAGCAUGGACCAGGAUGUGUGGAAUCCAUCCCAGUCUGGUCGCAGGAAACAGGACUUUGGCCCAAAGGUCAACUUCAAGAAGAAGAAAGUGCAUGUGGGUAAUUUCAGUGGACUGCCUGCUGUGAGCCAGCAUCUGAUCCUUCGGAUGCAACAGGAACAGACUCUAGCAGACUUCCAGCCCGUGGAGCAGUGUAACCUGGACUACCACCCUGAGCGAGGCUCUGCCAUCGACCCACACCUGGAUGACUCAUGGCUGUGGGGGGAACGCCUGGUCACAAUCAAUAUGUUAUCAGACACCAUACUCACAAUGUCUAUGGAACAGGGUCUGCCAGAGGUGGGACUCACACAGGAAGUUCAGGUAGCCGUGCACCUUCCUCGCAGAUCUUUAGUGGUGUUAUCAGGCUUUGCACGCCAUCAGUGGAAACACGCCAUUCACAGAAAGGAUGUUCACUCUCGCAGAGUGUGCAGCACCUACAGAGAACUGUCUGCAGAGUUCCUGCCUGGAGGACCGCAGGGAGAUCUGGGAGCGCAGCUGCUCCACAUCGCACACAGCUUCAUUGGAACUUCUCUUUAAAUCAUGUGAGGACGCAACCAAAGACAGCAUAACUGGGCCAUACUCGCAGAGCUUCCUCACAACACAAGUUGCUCCUAGUGAGGAAAUCCUAUGAAAAUUCUGAUGUCCUCUCCACACUAAUUCAGGCGCUUUUCUAAACUGAUUUUUACUCCUCCAUUCAAAGACAAACAGAAAGAAAGAAACAACUUUUGUUGAAAAGAAAAUCUCUGUACAUGCAAGAACACUCAGAAAAUGAAUUUCUUGUAGUAGACUAAAAACUGUAUAUACUUAGCAUCAUUAAAAACGUAUGGUCUGAACAUGUGGUGUAAUUUCCAGAAAAGUAUUUGCUCAGGUGCCUAUUUUGCAUAUGUUGCGCAUGUGAUGAGUAGCACAAUUAACAGCUGUAUUUUUAAAAUUCCUGAUGUGUGCGACAUCGGCGUUUGGACUUAUCCCUUAAUGCUGGACAUUGAGUCGAAUCUCUUGUACAGAGUCACACUUGACUGGUAACUUAAGUUGUGGUCAAUAGUAGUGAUGUCCCGAUCUGGAUUUUUUUGCCUCUGAUCCAAUCUGAUUUUUGUCAGGAUUAUUUUUGCCAAUACCGGUCUGAUACCGAUCCGAUACUGACUUUUUACAAUACAAUUUUAAUUCAAAUUUGGAGUCAUUAUUUAUAGGUUAUUAUGCUAUUAUUUUACUUAGGAUCACAAUUGGGCUGAAUGUGGAACCUGAACAAAAACAACUAUGACACCUUUGACUCUUAAUAACUUUAGUGCAAUUUUUGCACUUUCCAAAUUCAUACUGUGGGUCAAAUUAGAACUUUUGGCAGUGUAAUUUUGGGUGCGUUCUGCGCUGUACGUUAGUGAUGCACACAUCAGCAGGUUACUCACGAGUCAGGUUGGGGUGGGUCAAAAGAAUGUCAGUUAAUUUGCAGGG